CCCUUUGGAAUUUAAGCCCAGCACGCCUUGGAUCAUCGGUGUAUCUCGAUGUAAACUUUCCAACAAAACAAUUUUUAAACUUUUUAUUAAUAUUAAAACGUACAAAACAGCUUCAUAUUUGCAACAGGUCAUGGCGAAAGUGGACUUCGGGGAUGUUGCCCUGGCAAGGAUGAGGGCAAGACUCGGUGACCUGACCUCAUACUCGUCUUCCGCCGAUUUUCAACUUUACGCACUCGGUGACGCCUUGGUUAAGCACGCCGGGGCGAAGUACUUGUACAUGUACGACGGCUCGAUCGACCCGUUGGUCCUUGGAGCCGUAAAGGACGAAUCGGACGAGUCGACAUCCAGAUAUUUCGUCAGGCUUUGGUCCAACUUCGCCAAAUACGGUGAGCCGGACGUCAACUACCGCCUUUGGACCGAAGGGUCGGCCGGCGACUAUCUCAAAAUCGGAUCUUUCAGCCGUAUGGAAAAGGACUUCAACACCGACUCGAUAAAAUUCUGCUAGAGUAGAACGAAGUACAUCCUAAGCCUGAUACACCUUCAGAUAUACCUUGAUAGAAGGUCGCCAAAUGUGAUCAUCAAAGAGGUACCAGUGUUCAAUUAGGAAGUAUUUCUUAAUCCUGAUACUCUUUUAGUAAGAAUGGUGGGGAGCACGGCUUACACCGCGUUCUCCUCCUGAUACUCGUUGUGACCAUAGCAGGAGCACAAUCGAGAAGUACGGCCUACUCUUCACAUACUUUUAGUAACAUCUAGGCAGGAGCUCGGUUUAGAGUGCAUUAUCAUCCUGAUAUUCCAGCUAUUCAGAUCCUAGUAGGAGCUCAAUUGGGAAGUAAAUCUUAUCCUGAUCAUAAUCCUGAAAUUUUUCUGUUUGAGGCUCAAAUCUUUCUCAUCAUAAUUUUGAUAAUUUUCCACAUCAAUACCUUACAGGGUAUACAUAGAAAAACGUUUACAUGAAUUAUAAAAUAUAAAAGCCUAACUAGAUUUUUUCAUGUUUAGAAGUAGAUGACCUGAAGGUCGGGCAGG
This is a messenger RNA of Cimex lectularius (bed bug), 1023 nucleotides long. RefSeq lists its product as uncharacterized. The record is from RefSeq and is a predicted model, not a curated record. Bases 131 to 505 code for a protein of 124 amino acids. NCBI's taxonomy places the organism in Eukaryota, Metazoa, Arthropoda, Insecta, Hemiptera, Cimicidae. The transcript is spliced from 3 exons.